ACCCCGUUGCGCCCGAUCCCCAGCAGCGUUAACGUGGGUAAGUGAUAUACGGGAUCCUUGAGACGUCCAUACCCUAAACCAUAAUUUAACCAUAACCCUUACCUAACCAUUUAAAAUGUCAACGGGGUAAUUCCAGAGGUGGGACGUCCCAAGGAACCCGGAUAGCACGGACCGUUUAACGCGAGCGAAGAGGACACAGUGGCAUAAAUCAGCAGCUCAGAAAAUCAAGAGAUCAAAAUGAUGCUGCUGCUGGUGAAAAGGGAUUAAACGGAAUAAAUCUUUCGUCAGUGGAAAAUCCAGCGUUCAUGAGGUUACUGUUCCAGUUUUCUGUUUUUGUAACCAGUGCAUUUUAUCCGGGUUUUUGGUCAGGUUGGCGUUUUAAUGACGAAUGUAUCGUUUUCAAUUUCCAUAGGAAAACACUGGAUGCACGCAGCCUAAAACAAUACCGUCGUUUUAAAAAUUCUCUUCUGCUAUUCAAUUCUAGUCGGCACGGCACACAGGCUCACCGUCUCCCCAACAUAAUUGACUGUCAGUGAGAACGGAUCAAUUUGUGCUGACAACCGAGGAAAGGAAAGAAAAAUAUGUCGUUGCUGAGCAGCGGUUGUGAUGCUUGACUGAUCAUGAUGAAGACCGAUUCCUCAUCUUCCAAAAGCACCGGCUCCGGUUCGACGUUGAGGAGCCCAUCCCCGCACCGGAACGCAUACGAGGCGGGGAUGCAGGCGCUGAGGCCUGCCAAGGACAAUGCUGCAAAAGGCGAUCAUAUGCAGGAAGGCCCCCGCGGCCGCAGGAGUUAUGGCUCCAAUGUGCACCGUAUCAAGAACAUGUUUCAGCAGAUGCAAGGCCCAGGGAGCACAUCUCCCUGCCUGGAGGGAGGGGAGGACCCAGAGAAGACUACUGAGAGAGUGCGUCUCUCCCUCCCCAGAGCCGGUAGCCUGAAUGAGAAUGUGGACCACAGCGCCUUGCUGAAGCUGGGAUCCACUGUUUCAGAGCGGGUUAACCGGUUUGACCCUAAUGCCAAAGCGGAGAAUGGGCAGGCUCUCCAAGCUUCUUCACCCAGCUACUCCAAGUUGCAGGGGACACGGAAGAUUUUGGAACAACAGAAGGCGGCCCAGCAGCUGGAGCGGGAGAAGCAGGCUGCUGCCACCAACCGGGUCCUGCUGAAGACAGAGCAGAGCUCGGGCCUGGGCAUCCAGGAUGGCAGGCUGGACAUGGUGGCGCGGUUCAAUGGCAGCACAGAGUCCCUGGACAGCCUGGACACCACCGAGGCCGUGUCCCCCACCGUCUCCCAGCUCAGCGCUGUCUUCGAACGGGCCUCAGAGCUCCGCAACAACCUGCAUCGCCUCUCCUCCACACCUCCGCUGCCCUCCCGGGGGGUCAGCACCAAGGUGGGGGUGCAGCUCAACUCUAAAAUCAUCUCUAAGAGGGCGAACCGGGCUUCUGCCCUCCCACCAACCAGCCAGGAGGAGGAAGGUGGUUGGGGCCGCAGCCAGAGGGACCAGGAUGGUCCUCCCAGAAGCCUCAGGGCCUCAUCCUCCUCCACCUCCGAUGGCCAAAGCGGAGGGCAGAAUGGAGGCCACAGUGGCCCCACACUCCCUGAGCCCAGAGAAGGCCGGGAUAAGACUGGGCCAGACUCUGGGUCCCAGGCCAAAAUGGAGGGCCAAUCUGAGGAUCGUUCUGGCGACCUGGAGCCCAGCAGCACCAUAGUUAAAUCUGACAUCCACCACUCCUCUCUGGAGAAUGGUGAGAACAGUACAGAGAGAGAGGCCCAGGUAAGGGAGACCUCUCCCAAGGGCACUAGCAGUGAGAGGGGGAGACAGGCAGAGGAGGGGGAAGAGAAGACUGUAAAGGAGGAUCAGUCAGGGGGUGAACAGGUGACUAUCAGAAUUUACAGCGCAGUGGGGGAGGACUCUGGAGGGAGCCAGCAGGAAGAGGAGGAGGAUGAAGAUGAGCCAUACGAGCCCGAGUCCAGCUGUCAUGAGAAACCUGGGCUGCCUGAAGAGGAGGACCCUCCACCCAGCCGGAAGAUCUGCUUCAGCACGGGGCCUAUCAAGGUGUUUGCCACCUACCCCAACGAGGACUAUGACCGUCGGAACGAGGACGUCGACCCCAUGGCUGCAUCUGCCGAGUACGAGCUGGAGAAGAGGGUGGAGAGGCUCGAUAUGUUCCCCGUUGCGCUGGAGAAAGAUGGUGAUGGGCUUGGUAUCAGUAUCAUUGGGAUGGGGGCGGGGGCAGACAUGGGCCUGGAGAAACUGGGCAUCUUUGUCAAGACGGUCACCGAUAAAGGAGCAGCGCACAGGGACGGCAGGAUCCAGGUGAAUGACCUGAUAGUGGAGGUGGAUGGGACCAGUCUGGUGGGGGUUACCCAGACCUUCGCUGCCUCCGUCCUCAGGAACACCACAGGCACCGUCAAGUUUCUGAUUGGUCGAGAGAAGCCGGGCGAACAGAGUGAGGUUGCCCAGCUGAUCCAACAGACCCUGGAACAGGAGCGCUGGCAGAGAGAGGUGAUGGAACAACGCUACAGCCAGUACAUGGAGGACCACGAGGGUGGUGAAUAUGGUACUGACGAGGAGGAGGAUGAUGAGGAGGAGGUCAGCCCCACACAUCCCUCUGCCAUCGAGGUGUUUGACCUGGCUGAGAACGAGGACAUCUCUCCACUGGAGACGGACCCUGAGAAGCUGGCCCAUAAGUACCAGGAACUUCACAUAAAGCACGCUGUAACACAGGCAGAGAUCCAACAGCUGAAAAGAAAGCUGAACCAUGCAAAGCAGGACAAGCAGCGCUGGCGUGUGGACAAGACCCAGCUGGAGCAGACCCUGCAGGAGAACAAGGAGCGCAUGGAGAAGCUGGAGGGUUACUGGAUGGAGGCCCAGAGUCUGUGUCAGGCUGUGGACGAGCACCUGAAGGAGACCCAGGCCCAGUACCAGGCUCUGGAGCGCAAGUACAGCAAGGCCAAACGCCUCAUCAAGGAGUACCAGCAGAAGGAGAUUGAGUACCUGAAGAAGGAGACUCAGCGCUGUCUUCAGGACGGGGCCGAGGCAUCACUGAGGGAGGAGUCAGGACAGCUCCAUGAACAGGUAGCAGACCUGGAAUGCAGGGUUGAGGAACUGAAAUCUGAACCUUUAUAAAAGCCUUGUUUUCUAAGAGAGUCUCUUCAAGGAUUGCCAGAAGUGAAUAGAGGAUAGUGUUAUUGUACUUGCAGUGGACCCAGGGUAUUUCUUGUCUCAAACUUUAGCCUGGUUUGCGGUCGAAUACAGGUACCCUCAGGCUUUGUUUUUCUUUAUGUAGUCUCUUUAUGUAACAACUCUUUCAAUCCUGUUUUGUUUUUAGAUUUCCCAGCUGGUAAUAUUGCCAAUAACUACUGGUUUGACACACAGUUUAAUCAACCUUUUUCUUAAUAUUCCAAAAUACUGACAAGAACGUCCAUGGAGCUCUAAUUGUUGCUGUUCCUAAUUUUUCAUUCCUAAUGUUCAGUAUUUUACAAUUUGAUCCCAAAUUGUGUUUUUGGGCGAAUUAGAAGACCGGGCUUUUGAUUUCAAUUGCCAAAACAAAUCAAAUGUCUUUAUUUUAUUUGCCUAUUUUGUAAGUGCCAUUUCAUUUUCUGGGUUGUCAUUGUACAGCUGUAAUACUGUAUGUGGUUUAUAAAACUAACGUUUGCUUUGUAUUCUUAUGAAUAUAUGUAUAACAUUUAACAUAUACAGUACGGCAUAAUGGACUCAACAGUUGGUGCUUAUGUGACUGAGGAAGAUGUGUAACUAGUCAAAUGUCCACACUGAAGAAGAUAUACACUACCGUUCAAAAGUUUGUGGUCACUUAAAAAUAUCCUUGUUUUUGAAAGAAAAGCACAUUUUUUGUCCAUUAAAAUAACAUCAUAUUGAUCAGAAAUACAGUGUAGACAUUGUUAAUGCUGUAAAUGACUAUUGUAGCUGGAAACGGCUGAUUUUGAAUGGAAUAUCUACAUAGGCGUACAGAGGUCCAUUAUCAGCAACCAUCACUCCUGUGUUCCAAUGGCACAAUGUGUUCGCUAAUACAGGUUAAUUGAUCAUUAGAAAACCCUUUUGCAAUAAUGUUAGCACAGCUGAAAACUGUUGUUCUGAUUAAAGAAGCAAUAAAACUGGCCUCCUUUAGAGUAGUUGAGUAUCUGGAGCAUCAGCAUUUGUGGAUUCGAUUACAGGCUCAAAAUGGCCAGAAACAAAGAACGGUCUUCUGAAACUCGUCAGUCUAUUCUUGUUCUGAGAAAUGAAUGCGAGAAAUUGCCAAGAAACUGAAUAUCUCGUACAACACUGAGUACUACUGCCUUCACAGAACAGCACAAACUGUCUCUAACCAGAAUAGAAAGAGGAGUGGGAGGCCCCGGUGCACAACUGAGCAAGAGGACAAGUACAUUAGUGUCAAGUUUGAGAAACAGACGCCUCACAAGUCCUCAACUGGCAGCUUCAUUAAAUAGUACCCACAAAACACCAGUCUCAACGUCAACAGUGAAGAGGCGACUCCGGGAUGCUGGCCUUCUAGGCAGAGUUCCUCUGACCAGUGUCUGUGUUCUUUUGCCCAUCUUAAUCUUUUAUUUUUAUUGGCCAGUCUGAGAUGUGGCUUUUUCUUUGCAACUCUGCCUAGCAAACACAACGUGCCAUUGGAACACAGGAGUGAUGGUUGCUGAUAAUGGGCCUCUGUGCGCCUAUGUAAAUAUUCCAUAAAAACAUCAGCUGUUUCCAGCUACAAUAGUAAUUUACAACAUUAACAAUGUAUACACUGUAUUUCUGAUCAAGUUGAUGUUAUUGUAAUGGUCAAAACAUUUAGUUUUUCUUUCAAAAACAAGGACAUUUCUAAGUGACCCCAAAUGUUUUGAAGGGUAGUGUAGCUUGAUUGAAUGUUUGGCGCGUCACUGGAAUGAAAGGGGCAAGAAGAGGCUAUUUCCUACAAUUACAUCAGGAAUCCAACUUAUGCAGGAGUUUGACACUUCAAGCAGUCAACUGCUGCCACAGCCAUACAGUAUGUGUAUUGUUAGUCAACUCCACUAUCCAGUAAUGGCUACUGAUGGGAUUCAGUAAGAGUAUACUAAACCUUCAGUAAUAACACCUUAUUUAACUAACUCAACUUCCAUAACUCCUUAUAAAAAGGAGAGAAUCCUCCAUAUGUGCUGUACCACAAAGGGACAUGACAUGAUUGGAAUCUUAGCGUUUUUUUUAUGUGAAUGUUAUCAAAGAUGUGUUCAACACCGGCUGAAUGGCAGACACAAGAACUGGUGACUGAUGGACUGAAAGAGGGACUAGGCAUAACUGAACUUGUCCAUCGUGAACACAACCAUGGACUUUGAAGGUGAUGAAACCUUCCUCCCCAUAAACAUCAUAUGUGAGGUAUUGGAGAAAAGCAAUGCGAAGAAACAAGUGUUGAUGAUUUUUUUAUUUUACCUUUAUUUAAAGGAGGAAUGGAAAGGAGGAAUGGAUUUCAGAGAGGCUAGACCUGGGGGAUUUCAUGAAGACAGUGUUAGAUAAUGUUAUCAAAUUAACACAUACUGUAUCUCAUGAGUGUUUUCAUCAGAUUUUAGGCUUGGACAGGGCACAUGCUUUGCAUUGUUUUGUGCAAUAAAUGGUGAACUGUGA
Molecule: messenger RNA, 5597 nt
Organism: Oncorhynchus kisutch (coho salmon)
Lineage: Eukaryota; Metazoa; Chordata; Actinopteri; Salmoniformes; Salmonidae
Product: neurabin-2-like
Exons: 11
Coding region: 621-3125 (834 amino acids)
Biological process (GO): neuron projection development; actin filament organization; calcium-mediated signaling
Cellular component (GO): cytoplasm; actin cytoskeleton; dendrite
Molecular function (GO): actin filament binding
Source: RefSeq, a predicted model, not a curated record